AUGGCUUCUGAGAGCAAGCCAGAGGUUCUCUCGCUAGCCUCAAGCUUCCGCGAAAAUAGCCACGAUAAGUACGGCACUCGAUUCCCAGAUGUUCGUCAUGUAAGCAAUGAGGAGUAUAGCCUGGACUGCAGGGAUGACCCGAUACCUCCUCGCAUCGUUUCACAGGAGCGUGGCUGUGACCCUACAGAAAGGAUUGGCGAACAAGUCUGGCAAAGAAGGGCAGAAGGACAUCAUCAGCAGAAUCCCCUCAGCUAUUCUGACGGUAUCAGCGCUUAUGGCUUAUCACGCUCCCAGGAACGCAGCUGCAUCUCUGAAAGUCCAUUUCUGAAGAACAGCAGCUAUCACCUAUCAGAACAGGAUGUAUGGUCAACAGAGGCGCACGCCAUAUCCGGAAGACCUUCUUCAACUGCAGAGCUGCCUAGGUCAGUCAGUCGGAAUCUCAUGUCCCGGAGUGAAUACGUUCCAGAAUCAUCAUUUCAUCUUUAUCGGGCUAGUUUCGAUCGGCCUGAAGACCAAUCCCCUUACGGCUCUAUGCGUCUUCAACCCUCGCUAUACGAGAACCCUGAAUCUUACGAGGCGCCAUAUGCCGAGAAACCGCCACAGGAGCGUUACAAGGACUAUGCUAUCAUACGAGUUCCGGUUCCAGAUGUCUACAGCUCGGGCUCAGCCGCCAACUCGUACACUGGCCUCAAUUACAUCUGGCACCAGACUCUCAGGAUCAAGUAA
Molecule: messenger RNA, 726 nt
Organism: Aspergillus steynii IBT 23096
Lineage: Eukaryota; Fungi; Ascomycota; Eurotiomycetes; Eurotiales; Aspergillaceae
Exons: 2
Coding region: 1-726 (241 amino acids)
Source: RefSeq, a predicted model, not a curated record